Messenger RNA from Haliotis rufescens (red abalone), 2607 nucleotides. RefSeq lists its product as uncharacterized. The transcript is spliced from 3 exons. The coding region runs from base 302 to 2347 and encodes 681 amino acids. The record is from RefSeq and is a predicted model, not a curated record. Lineage: Eukaryota; Metazoa; Mollusca; Gastropoda; Lepetellida; Haliotidae.
UGAGAGAUGACGUGAGCCGGAUACAUUCAAUCCAUGGGCAGUUAUGUCCCUUUGUUAGACUUACUUUACCAGGAAGUGAUACGUUAUUGAAUUUCUUACUUCAUGCCAAUUGUGAUCAGUUGCCGGUUUUGAUAUUCCCCGAAUUCGUGACCUGAACUGGUCCUAAAAUAGUGCUGACAGUGUGGGUUUUCCCCUAACAACGCCCCAGUCUCAACGAAACAGGUUUACCGUUAGGUUUUCUCCGCUACUCUACCCCGUAAAACACACGGCACAGACAGGAGGUUCUCAAGUCGAAGAAAAGAUGGAGUGCGACGACUGCGUGAGGUUCCUUCCUGACAUAAAGACAUGUUACAAAUCUGAGAAGCACGUCCUGUCCAUGCACGUCGAGUACUGGGUGCUGGGCCAGAGCGGCAAGAAAGGGGACGAACGCAAGAAAGAACACGUCAAACAGUUCACAGAGACGUUUUUCAAGAACGUCUGCAGCUUACGUAACAGUAAAGGUGGCGUCCUUGCCAUUCACGUACAAAACAAGAACGACAACAGUGGCCCAUGUUUGGACGAUUUCGAUCAGAAGGUGUCCAAAGACCUUUCCUACAUGAUAGAAGAUGACAGUCCAUAUGUGUUCAACUACCAAAGGAGAUGGUUUGUGGAUGAAAGUGGUCGAUAUAGUGGAGAUAAAUACAUUGUGGUCAUUGUCAAAGGCUCGUCGUCAGUUUCUACUAAAAGCUUCAACACCUUGGUGCCAUACGACGGAAGCAAGGAACGAGCCAGAGCUCGCGAAUUGGCUAUGUAUAUGUCAGAGGACCGGAGAUACGGACUCUGCAUCAAAGAAGGUUGCCUAUAUGUGAAGGGAGGUUAUAAAGAAGGAGAACAUGUUGAUAUUAUCGAGUCAAGGGGUGUGCAGUUUAAGAGCAUGAGCGAGGAGGAUCUGAAGAAGGACAUCCUUGACCAUGGAGACAUUGGAAGGGCUGAAGGGAUAGUCUUCAGGCUGAUAGAGAAGCUGCACUUGUUACAGUACAUCACGACAUUUUCGAAGCUUGUUACAGGGGGGUCAUUCUUCCUAGGUAUUGAGGAGGAGAAGGGGGUGAUCAUUAAUAAGACUGUGAACACACCCGUGGAGCAGGAGCGUGGCAGAGAAAGGAGCCGAGCUCGUCAGAGACUGGAGUUUCACGAUGAAGUACCAUCCAACAUCUGUGAAAGGAACAGCGAGAGGACCAAAUCAAGGAGGUCUGAAAGGUACAAGGAACAUGGCGGUCAGAGAUCCACUCGGGACGAACGCGGUAAUAAGAGACCCACACGUGCGUCUCGUGAAGAGGGCAGAUAUCCGAGAAGUGUACACAGUGACAGGUAUUCAGAACGCGACAGGUCACGGAGCAGAUCACGUGAAGAUCAGAAGAGUCCUCGCACUGCAAACCUUGCAUCUGGAUCUAAUCCUCGACACGCAUCAACCUCAUCAUCAAAAUAUCCCAUCCCAAAAUCUACAGCUUCUAAAGUAUCUGGAACUGAGCCCCGACUCGCAUCCUCCUCUUCAUCCUCUUCAUCAAGAUCUUCCAUCCCUUCCUCUACACCUUCUGAAACACGUGGACGAGUUGCGCCAGACUCUACACACAGAGGACAUAGAACGAGUAGAGUGGCCGAUCCAGGUAGAGAGGGACAUGAAGGGAUGCCGUAUGACCAGCACAGAGGACAUAGAACGGGUAGAGGGGCCGAUCCAGGUAGAGAGGGACAUGAAGGGAUGCCGUAUGACCAGAACAGAGGACAUAGAACGAGUAGAGGGGCCGAUCCAGGUAGAGAGGGACAUGAAGGGAUGCCGUAUGACCAGAACAGAGGACGUGAAAGGUCUGGCAGCGGGUCGGACUCCAGGAAGGAAGGGAAUAGAAAACAGUCUCGUUCUUUUCCACCUCUAACUAUUGAAAACAAAUACAGCUCCCCUCUUUCACCACCAACACCUGUGUCAGCAUCUCCACGUUCUCCAAUGAAGUUAAUGAAAACAGGACAUAAUAUUGUGAGGGGGUUUCAGCUGGAAGCGUCCGAUACUGGAGAACUGGUCAACUUGCUUAAGAAGGAAAUAUCACAGAAUAUGAUGUGGCUGAGGUCGGAUGGUGACUGUUUGACUGUGUGUGAUAUUGACAAAGCUAUCGCUGUUGAACUUCACUCUGUUGGGCAGUCAAAGUACGUCCUGGAGGUGAACGUGAAGGAGUUGUUCCCUGGGCUGGUGUUCUUCACCAAGGAGGGACCAGAGGCGUAUCGGCUGGAACAAGGGAUGCCUGUGAGGAUUGGGGAAACUGAAUGGAUGGAGCUGUUGAAGUCUGCAACAAAAUGUGCCGCCUGCAGUAACUUUGGUUGAGAUGAUGAUGAUGAUGGUGAUGAUGAUGACGAUGAUGAUGGUGAUAAUGAUCGUGAGGUGUAGUCGUGUGAGUGAAUGUAUACUGCAGCACAUGCAGGGAACGUUUUCUCCACUGGACAUAGGAGGUUCAAAUGAGUUACCGUAUUCGACGUAAUAAUUAUAAGCGCCUAGGGCGCUCUCAAAAUUAGAAAUAGGGAGCUCUCAUUAGAAUAUAAUUUUGGUGAGAAAAAAACCAGAGUUGGAAGAUUGUAAAUUUUGUG